AUGGCAGAGUCCACGGUGUCAGGUUGCACUGGCGAGCAGACAGAAGAUCAGAGUGGAGCACAAACUGGAGAGGAAGCUAGAAAACAGACUGGAGAGGAAGCUAGAGAACAGACUGGAGAACAGACUGGAGAUCAGGCUACCAAUCAAGCUGAUGAUGAUGAUGAGCCUUCUGAGCUGCAGCGUUUGAUGCUGGCCGUUGCCUUCAAGGAAGCCAGCGAUAGACUCGCUUUGCAGCAGCGCUCUCAUCGCUUGAACAUGCAGAAGCCUCUGCCGCCUUUGCCUGCUUCACUGCGUCGCCUUCGCAGCUCUUCAAUCGGCCAAAAGGCAAUGCCGGAGCGCAUCUUGCUCACAGGCAAGAAGCUGCCGCGACUGCAAUCGCUGCUGGGCGAGGCUGAAGAGGAUGCCGAUCAACUAGAUGAAUGUGUGUUGAAUGCUUUGAAGUAUGAGCGUGAUAUGGAUGCAUUGCGUGCCUUCUUCGAGGCAGCCAAUCAGCAGCUUUACAUGACUAAAGAGGAGCGACAGAGGGAGCAACCAAGUCGCUUAGAGCUAGCAAUUGGUGCGCUGAGUGGCAACAACACUGAGGAAUCGGUGGCAGCCAAGGAGCUGCUGCAAUCGAAGGAGGAACUGAAGCAGCUUCAAGCGCAGCUUGAGCAGGUGAAGAUCGAUGGCGUGGCCAAGCUGCAGGAUUACGACGAGCGCAUCGCCGAUGCCAAGUACAAUUUGCGCUGCGUGUCGCGUGUCAACGAUCUAGAGUUCAGCUUGGUGGAACGUUGGGAGGCAGCGCGUGUGGGGCAAGCGGAGAUCUGGGGCGAGAAUGCGGAGCGUGCUUAUCUGCGAGACAUACUCGACUUUAAGCAGCGUCUCUCGCGGGAGCAGCGAGUCAGCCAGGAGCUGAGCGCAUUUCGUAGUCGUGAGCGCGCUGAUCUCGAGCAACGCAUUGCGGAUUGGCAGCAACGUUAUGCGAGCGAACUGAGGAGAGUGGAGCGGGAGAGCGAGGCGUGGGAGUUGCGCAUUCUGGAGCUGACCAAGUCGCUGGCGAGGCAUCGCGAGGAGAAUGCUCAGCAUGUGGUGUUUGUGAACGAGUAUCGCGCCAAGAAGGAGGAGGAACAGAGGCUGCUCGAUCUGCAGUUGCAUCGCAUUCAGUGCGCCAUCAAGUUGCAAGCUUGGUGGCGUGGCACGAUGGUGCGACGUGGCCUUGGUCCGUUCAAGAAGAAGCCAAAGCGUGGCAAGCGAGGCAAGCCCAAAAAGUAGACGCGAGAGAGUGAAAUAAAUGGCGAGUUUGCUGUCUGCCUUAUGUCUUUUGCCUUAUGGAAAUCAAGUUGCGACUUAAAACCAAUUAAAAAGUUGACUCGCUGCAGUUAACACGUCAGCGGUCAGCGGCCUACGUCAGUCUUAACGACAACCCGGGCCCAUUGUCAACAGUGCCUGGGCCAUUGUUUACGCCACGCUAAUGGGCCCAGUUCAGCUCAGCUCGGGAGUCCUUGCAACUGCAACGCGUGGCAGCUGCAGCUGCAGCUGCAGCUGAAGUUGAAGUUGCUGUUAAAGUUUUUCUUAUUUUUCAUUUAUUUUCCCUACAACAUUCUCGUUUUUUUUGCUUCUUGUU
Messenger RNA from Drosophila nasuta, 1603 nucleotides. Its product is annotated as dynein regulatory complex protein 9. Gene Ontology annotation, biological process: cilium organization. The transcript has a single exon. The record is from RefSeq and is a predicted model, not a curated record. Gene Ontology annotation, cellular component: motile cilium; cytoplasm. NCBI's taxonomy places the organism in Eukaryota, Metazoa, Arthropoda, Insecta, Diptera, Drosophilidae. The coding region runs from base 1 to 1251 and encodes 416 amino acids. Gene Ontology annotation, molecular function: protein binding.